Molecule: messenger RNA, 2654 nt
Organism: Onychostoma macrolepis
Lineage: Eukaryota; Metazoa; Chordata; Actinopteri; Cypriniformes; Cyprinidae
Gene: prlhr2b
Product: prolactin releasing hormone receptor 2b
Exons: 3
Coding region: 769-1833 (354 amino acids)
Biological process (GO): G protein-coupled receptor signaling pathway
Cellular component (GO): neuron projection; plasma membrane
Molecular function (GO): neuropeptide binding; neuropeptide Y receptor activity
Source: RefSeq, a predicted model, not a curated record
ACAGUUAAUCGACUGCAGCUCCAUAUUGGAACACGACAUAACACUUGAAAGCUUCAAAAAGCCGUUUUUUUCAACGGCUCUGCUGCAAAGUAGCUAAUAUUUGUAAUGAACUAGCGCUGAUAAAAAAAAACAUUCCCUCAUAUGGACAGCAGAGAGACCGAAACCAUGUGCAAAUUAUGACUUUAAUUUGGGUCGACGUUUUAUAUGUCUGUCAGUAAUUCUCAGUUGAGGCUGAUCGAGGUCCGUCUCGCGCAACCGUACAGGCAUAAUAGCGGAGUUAUGUUAUGAAAAAAGGAAUAACUUAUGAUGUGUAAAUUCACAAUUUAUUAAGUCAUUUUAGAUGUGCCGUCCAAUACAGACAGCGAACAAACGAACUGUUGUGAGCGAAACGUUCUCUGACUAAUUUGUAAACUUUUGUGGAUAGUGAAACGUUUAAUAAGUGUGUAUCCUAUAGAUAGAUUUUUUUCUUCUUUUUUAAAACCUCUUUUGAGGGCGUUCGAGCCUUAAUUAGACCCCUCUCAUUAGAACUGUCUUCUUCACUGACUCAUGGUGACAGGAGUUUCAUGAGUGACUGUUGUGAAACACUUGUAGCACGUUCAGUCUCUCGCUGUUUUUUGUGGUGUGCUUGUUGAAGCAGGAGAGCUGCGUUUCAGACGCGUGGAGACACUCGGCGCACCGCACCGGAGAAAAGAUGCAUUAACACACCACUCAGAAGAAGGAGUAUCUCUUUAUCUUAGCAGGGGGAGACAGGAGCACUGUGCGCAAAGGAUGGAGGGCUCUGGCUGGCAAGGUGGUGCAGAGCCUCCUGGAAGCCAAGUGUACGAGGUGACGGUGGUCCAAAACGCCACAGCCCCUCACAACUAUCCCUUUGCAGACGUUGCCCUGCUCCAGACCUUCAAGCCGCUUAUCAUCCCCUGUUACGUUCUUGUGGUGCUGGUGGGCGUCUUUGGCAACUACCUUCUGAUCUACGUCAUCUGCCGCUCGAGGAAGAUGCACAACGUCACCAACUUCUUCAUAGGCAACCUGGCCUUCUCAGACAUGCUGAUGUGUGUGACCUGCGUCCCCUUCACGCUGGCCUACGCCUUCAGCCCUCAUGGGUGGACGUUCGGCCGCUUCAUGUGCUACCUGGUGUUCCUGAUCCAGCCCGUCACUGUAUACGUGUCCGUUUUCACUCUCACGGCUAUUGCGGUUGACAGGUACUACGCUACAGUGCACCCUUUAAAGAAGCGAAUCUCAAUGGCGGCCUGCGCUUAUGUGCUGUCUGGUAUCUGGCUGCUGUCGUGUGUGCUGGUUGCCCCCGCUGUCGCCCACACGUAUCAUGUGGAGUUCAGAGACGAGGGUCUGACCAUCUGCGAGGAGUUCUGGUUGGGCCAGGAGAACCAGCGACUGGUGUACGCCUACAGCACGCUGCUACUGACCUACAUCCUGCCUUUAUCCGCAGUCUGCGUCUCUUACCUCUGCAUCUCCGUCAAACUCCGCAACUGCGUGGCCCCCGGACACCGAACGCGUGACCAGGCUGAAGCCCAGAGAAUGCGCAAGCGGAAAAUCUUCCGGCUGGUGUCUCUGGUGGUGGCAGCGUUCGGAGUCUGCUGGCUGCCCAUCCACGUGUUCAACGUCCUGCGCGACAUCGACAUCCGCCUCAUCAACAAGCGCCAUUUCCUGCUGAUCCAGCUGUUGUGUCAUCUGUGCGCUAUGAGCUCGUCCUGCUGCAACCCGUUCCUGUACGCCUGGCUCCACGACCGUUUCCGUGCAGAGCUGCGCAAGAUGUUCACCUGCCACCGUCGCAUCGGCAUACCGGCCAACCACUGCGCCACUGCGAGCGUCGUGCUGUGAUGCCACUCGUGGCUUCAGAAAGGCUGAAAACACAUAAAGCUCUAUUUAAGAUCUAAAAAUGGCCCACGAAAUGUAAAUACAAUAAAUGUCUGGGUCCAAACAGACAUGAUGGAUGGAAACCCUUGCGUAAUUGAGGGACUGCAAAUGCUAACUUGAAUGAUUCAUUAUGUGUCAUUUAUUGAGAUGAUUCAUCGCUAUUUAUUGAAAUAAAACGGAUGAUUGUAACCUUAAUGUUGGGCUUUUCUCAGAGUGCUCCAAGAAUCCCACAAGGUUACAUGAAGUGGCAUUCGCAACCCAUUUUGCUCUUGCAAUGUGAUGUUUUGUGAGUAAAACGGGAUAUUUGAGUUAAUUCUAUCCAUCAGGAACUGAAUACAUGGUGAAAAGUAUCUCUAUAUGAAAGGUGGAGAUGUUGGAGACCUUAAUUUAAAAAAAUUUAAAAAUUUAAGGGUCUGACCAAGACCAUCUGUUUUGCUGAAAGUUUACAAAGAAAUUACAAAAGAAAUGUUUUCUUUGGAAUCAUGCUGAAUAAAUCCAGAAACUUGUAGUAAAGAAGUAAACGGGGUCAGUUUUGAGCCUCGUUUUUGCCAUUUAUUUUCCAUUAGCAAUUUCCUGCUUAUGAAUCAAGAUGAUUUUGUGAUCACGGAGUACACUGUAGCUCUAUGAAUGUGCAGUGCAAUAUGUGAACACUCACACGAUAAUCAAAAAAAAAAGGUCUGAUUUAUAAUGAAUGGAAGAGCCAAACACGCACACAAACAACAGAGAACAAAGUCAACUUAUUUAUCUGUGCUUUGAGAAAGCUUCUGCAAGUUGUUUAAAUUAUU